UUUCAGCAAACCGGACAAUGGAGAGUGGCAGCGGAGAUGGCAGCGAAGAUGGAGCGGUGCCGGUGGCAGGGGAUGACCAGCUACAGGAGUUGAGGGAACGCAUUGGCAGGCAGAUUAAGCUCGACGGCACCAUCAUCGACGCCAUCAAGGGCAUGACGGGGAUGCUGUCAGAGCGGUCGCCGCACAUCUGCUCUUGGGGUUGUCGUGCAGUCAUGAAUGUUGCACGCAGUGACGUUCAAGAUGUGCCGGCUCUGCAAGAGCUGAAUGCCCUGGAAGCCGUGCUGCGGUGCAUUCGCCUGCAUCCGCAAGAUGAGAGCGUACUCACCAGCGCGCUCGGUGCCCUUCGUUACCUCUUUGCAGCUGACGUGUGUGCGCAGCUGUUUGAUGCAAGCAUGGCCGCCGUGCUGGUGGUGGCGGUACGGGAGCACGGGUCCGAUAAGCCCAUCAUUCUCGAACACGCCAGCGGCUGCUGCUCCGCCCUUUCCAACACAGGCGAGGGCCGAACCAUGCUGGGCGACAGCGGGGUGCUUGAGGCCAUAUUGGGUGCUGCAUCACACCACCUCACGGACGAGCCGACACCAGCGCUUCGAAUGGCCAUCGCUGCCGUUGCUGCAAUGUGCCAGAACCACGACGGCAACAGCGGGCGUGCGGAGACCAACGGCGGCCUGCCGCUGUGUCGCAAUGUCCUCUUCAAAUACACGGCCCAUCCCGACACCCUCGCAGCCGUGUUCACCCUGCUCGAGUGUCUGUCAACCCGCGACUCGUUCCGCGAGUGUGUGCGCACGGAGCACCUGCUGCCUGCGGUUGUCGCUGCGCUGACCGCCCACGCUGCAACGCACGUGUCGCUGGCGGAGUCAGGGUGCAGGCUGGUUGCUCGCCUCGCCCAGUCCGAAGAGAACAGAGUGCAGCUGCUGAUUCUGAACAUUCUCCCCGUCAUCAUUGAUGUGCUCGAGAUCCACAAAGACCACACGGAUGCGAUUCUGUACGCGUGCUGGGCCAUUGUUGAGCUGGCCGUCUCCAAUUUCCCAGAAGAAGGGGAGGAGCACGACACGCUGGACGAAGACGACGACAGGGGCGAACGGGCGGAUUCGGGGCCGCAAGGAGAGGAGAGCGCGAGCGUUUUAGGCCUGGCCUCGCCACGUUUUUCUGUCGUCAGCGGUCCUUUUGAGGGCCCCACUACCUACGAGCCGGAUGACGAGGACAUUUCAGUGCUGUCGGAACAUGAGCAAGCAUUUGAAGACGUCAUCACCUCCAUUUUGAAGAACAUGAAGCAGCACAAGGACAAGGCAGACGUGCACCGAUACGGCACCCUUGCCCUUGAAAACCUCGCAAGCAGAUCAGAGCGUUUGCGUGUUGCAAUUGCUGUGAAGAACGGUGUGCACAUCAUCAUCAUCGGCAUGAAGCAUCACAUGAAGGAGCCACAUGUUCUCGCAAACGCAGCGCACGCCCUCGCCGUCCUCGCAGCAGACGAUGAGAAGAUGCAUCGCCACAUCACCAUGAUACGCGGCAUCAACUACACGCUCAAGGCCAUGGCCAUGCACCCAGAGGAGGAGGAUGUUCAGUUCAACGCCUGCCGUCUCCUUGCAAACCUCUGCCUCACACCGGAGGUGUGCGAGGAAGCGAUGCGACAACACGCCGCCACAAUGUGUCUGAAUGCCCUUGAUCGCCACCGCUCAAACUUCGACGUACUCGUGUACGGCUUUCGCCUCCUGGAGAACCUGUCCACGCAAGCUGCCGUUCGCAAGCAGCUGCAGGAGGACGGGCGGGCGCUGCGCAUAUGUCUGGACGGACUCAAAGCGCACGCGAGCGACGCGGACCUGCAGAUAUCCGGCAUUCGCUUGCUCGAACGCCUCUCCUUCAACGAAAACAACCACGUGGUUGCGAAUUCCGCGUGUGUGAGCGCCGUUCUGUUUGCGCUUGAAAUGCAUUUGAAACUGGGCGAUGUUGUUGCAUCGAGCCUGUUCACGCUCAACAGCCUGGCGCUGAACGGAGCCAACAGACAGGCGAUUAUGGCCGCACACGGACACGAACUCCUAAUGCUUGUCAUCAAGCGAUGGCGCCGGCGUGCUGAUUUGCUGAAAUACGCGUGCGGCGCCCUCAGCAACCUUGCAUUCAAGAGUGACAAGAUCCGCCAGGCCCUGCUUGUGGCCGGCGUUGCAAAGGCCAUGUGCGCACUCAUUAAGGACAAGAUUGACGAACCAGAGGUGAUUCUGCCGGCCUGCGCCGUUCUGCGGAACCUGUCGUCACACAUCAAAUCGCACCGCAAGUCUGUGUACGAUGCGGGUGCAUUCGAGACGAUGGCGACCGUGCUGAGCGAGCACGGUGCCGACACCACGCUCGUGUAUUGGGCGUUUGGCGUCCUCAACAACAUCUGCCGCGAGCCCGCCAUCAAGCGUGAGGCCGUCCGUAUUGGCUGGGUCGACAGGUGCACUGCAGCCAUGAACCAGUUUGAAGAGACAUCGCCUGCGUAUCAGGCCGCACUUGAGCUGUGGACGCGCCUCCCAAAGCCAAAGAAGCACGACAGGAGUGGAGUGCGCGUCGAGACAACCCCUGAUUCCGUCCAGGAGAUGACGGGCGCUGAGCUGAUGACCUUCGCGUGAUGUUGUACUGCACACACACACACACACAUAUUCUGUCUCUGUCCCUCUCUGUCUCUGCCUCUCUCACUCACUCACACAUACACACACUCUGUCUUGUUCGCUAUUCGCGGUUCGCAUGCGCUGUGUGUUCUAAUUGAUGACAUGUAUGGGCUGUUGCAGGUGUUAUUCCGAACUUGUUUGUUUGGAGGGUGACAUGAUGGUUGAACGAAAGUAAAGGGUG
Messenger RNA from Salpingoeca rosetta, 2820 nucleotides. RefSeq lists its product as uncharacterized. The transcript is spliced from 20 exons. The record is from RefSeq and is a predicted model, not a curated record. Lineage: Eukaryota; Choanoflagellata; Craspedida; Salpingoecidae. Gene Ontology annotation, molecular function: protein binding. Bases 18 to 2600 code for a protein of 860 amino acids.